Molecule: messenger RNA, 2249 nt
Organism: Tricharina praecox
Lineage: Eukaryota; Fungi; Ascomycota; Pezizomycetes; Pezizales; Pyronemataceae
Product: Sec63 Brl domain-containing protein
Exons: 6
Coding region: 145-2217 (690 amino acids)
Biological process (GO): SRP-dependent cotranslational protein targeting to membrane; post-translational protein targeting to endoplasmic reticulum membrane
Cellular component (GO): Sec62/Sec63 complex
Molecular function (GO): RNA binding; transmembrane protein transporter activity
Source: RefSeq, a predicted model, not a curated record
AAUCCACACCUCGGAGCUCCCAACAUCCACCCACUCCGACUACAACUCAACACGACCGACGCGCCCCGCCAGAGAGAGAGUAGACGAAUACACGCCACCGGUCAAGAAUCAAAAGGUCCAAAAUAGACCGUACCGCCCGACAUCAUGUCGACGGAUUACAACUACGACGAUAAGGGACAAUUCUUCCCCUACUUCGUCCUGACCAUCUCAGGGCUGGUAUUGGUCCCAUUAACAUACUCGACCUUCAAGCCCAGUAGACAGCUCGGAACUUCAAAGGAACCUUUAAUAAAGUGUCCCGACUACUCUCCACCGCAGCAUGAAACCGUCGAUGCUGCCCGCCGGCGGCAGGCCAAGAGAGAACGCCGGCUGAAGCGCUUCACUGCGCUCGUUCUUGGGUGGGCUCUGUUUGGCUACAUGUGCUAUCUUGUUGCUACCAGUGAGGCUAUCACCGCGGCCAAGCUAUGGAAUCCGUACCAGAUUUUGGGAAUCAGCGAGUCCGCCACCGAGAAAGAAAUCAAGUCUCAGUAUAAGAGAAUGUCCCUAAAGAAUCACCCUGACAAAAGGCGCCCAACUGGCAACGAGACGAUCGAGAUGCUCAACGACAAGUUCGUGGAAAUCACUAAGGCCUACAAAGCUCUGACCGAUGAGGAGAUCCGCAACAACUUUAUCCAGUAUGGCCACCCCGACGGUAAACAGUCCUUCUCUAUUGGAAUCGCACUGCCAACGUGGAUCGUCGCUUCGGGAAAUACCUACUACGUUCUUGCUGUGUACGGACUGAUAUUCGGCAUUCUCCUGCCCUACACCGUUGGAAAGUGGUGGUACGGAACCAAGAAGCACACUAAGGACGGUGUCAUGGUUGAGAGCGCUGGAAAGCUGUUCACGGAAUAUGACGAAUUCGCCGCGGAAGAUAAGCUCGUUGAGAUCUUAAGCGUUGGCGAGGAGAUGAAGGAGAUCACCGGUGGAGACCACGAGAAGGAUUGGGUCAACGGUGAAGAUGCCACUGUCGAGAAGAAACUUGCCCAAGCCGGACUGCCCGAGAAGGAGAUUGCUAUCUUGAACAAAUAUGAAGGAUGGAGACGCCGUGCUUUGGGCCUGCUCUGGGCUUACCUGUACCGCGUCGACCUUGAUAGUGAGAAGCUGGAAAAUGCUAAACUCGACGUUGCUCCUGCCGCGAUUGCUCUUAACCGUUCAUUCCACUCUAUCUGUCUGGCUUUCGGAAAUGUCCAGCCUCUGGUCGCUUCCAUCCGUCUUUCCCAGUACCUGAUCCAAGCUAUUGCCCCCGGUCAAUCGCCGCUCCUUCAGAUCCCUUACUUCACCAACAAGAUCGUCUCCUCUAUCGAGCGUGACGGCGGCAAAAACCACUGGACCGUCCAACGUCUGAUGUCCGUCCCGGAGGUUGAGCGUAAGAAGAUGUGCACCAGCAAGGGCCUACUCACCGAAUCACAAUACAAGACCGCCAUGACCUUCGCCAAUUCCCUGCCAGCCCUCAAGAUCGAAUCUGCCUUUUUCAAAGUCAUGGGCGAAAAGUUCAUCACCCCCUCGAGUCUGGUCCAGUUUGUCCUCAAGAUGCGUGUCGUCCCCCCCGGAUCCAAUCCCCCGCCCGUCAACCCUAAGGACCUCCUUGACGAGGACCCAGAUGAGACCGACGUUGAUGCUCUCCUUGGCCGUAAGUCUCGCUGGUCCGACAGCACCAAGGAAGGCGACGACGGUGUUGACCUGCCACUCUCCCAUGCGCCCUUCUAUCCCCGUGACCACCACCCCGCAUGGUACAUUACCCUCGUCGACCUCCGUCUGGGUAAACUCGUUGUCCCCCCACAGGCCAUCACUAGCUUCGAUAAGAGCCCCGAGGGCUUCGCGGUCGUCACGGCAAAGAUGCAGUUCCAGGCACCACCGCAGGCGGGCGAAUACGGCUUCACCAUGGUUUGUCUCUCAGACUCGUACAUCGGCCUCGAUAUCCAGCAGACAGUUACCCUUGUCGUCUCCGAUCCCAGCAAGGUUUCGAGAAUUGAGGAGGUGGACGAUAUCUCUGAGCCUGAAGAGGACUCUCUCGCCGGCCAAAUGUCUGCCAUGCGCGGCAGCGGUGCUCCCGUCAAGAAAUCCAAGAAGAAGGGGGCGGCGGAGACCAGCGAUGAUGACGAGGACGAGAGCGACACUGAGGGAGAACAGGAAGGCGUGAGUGAUACUGACACUGACACGGAUUCGGAGGAUGAGUCGUAGUGUAUCUUAUUGGUGUUUUUUCAUUUUCGGUU